AUGAAGAGCUUCGACUUCACCUCGCUUACGAACAAGUGCCAGUGCUUUCCAGGAUGUGCUGAGACCUUCCUGGGGAACACUUGCUGCCCCGACUACAAGAGCCACUGUGAGGCCGGAGCGGCGCCAGAGGCCCAGACCACGGCUACAGCGGUGACAAUUGCUGGGUACACAACCUACGCAAACGCACAUUGCUCGGAUGUGAAGGGUGCUUCUGAGCUCACCAGCACCAACGCAUCUCCCGAUGCCUGCGCAAAGCAGUGCCAAAGUAAUGCGGAGUGUGAGGGAUUUACUGUAUCGAGCCAGAACUCUUGCACCUUGCUGGCCGGCAUCAACAUUCCUGCCUGCGCCGCCAGCCCUGGUAAGUUCUCCACCUAUGUGAAGCUGGGCCCUUUUUCGAAUCUUUUGCUCCGUUUCAGUCGUAAUUAUUUAGAAGCCACAUUGCUGUUUCUAGUGGGGUGCAAGAGCAGUUCAGGAAGAAAGAAGGUCUGA
Molecule: messenger RNA, 489 nt
Organism: Symbiodinium pilosum
Lineage: Eukaryota; Dinophyceae; Suessiales; Symbiodiniaceae
Source: the annotation of a GenBank genome assembly